Molecule: messenger RNA, 7458 nt
Organism: Stomoxys calcitrans (stable fly)
Lineage: Eukaryota; Metazoa; Arthropoda; Insecta; Diptera; Muscidae
Gene: Alh
Product: protein AF-17
Exons: 12
Coding region: 437-7408 (2323 amino acids)
Biological process (GO): regulation of transcription by RNA polymerase II
Cellular component (GO): nucleus
Molecular function (GO): histone binding; nucleosome binding
Source: RefSeq, a predicted model, not a curated record
UCCAAUUACUUACGAAUACACAAGAAGUAAUGAAGAAACAAACUAAUUUUAAGAGCUCUCAAAAUUAAUAAUAUAUUUCGUGUUUCUUACAAAAACAAACAAUUCGAGAAGCCUCCUAAAGUUACAAGUGCAAAAGAUGUGCUGUUGUGUCUCUGUGUCUGGCAAAUAAUAAAUUGUUUAAAAUUUGUGAAUUGUUUUGUUGGUGACGACGAAAUAUAAGAAGAUUCUUUUCCCCGGAUAGAGAAAAUUAAAAAAAAACAACAACUGAUCAACAACAACAAGCAGUAAUCAAUAACAAAAACAACAACAACAACCACUCAACAACAACUAUUGGAAUAAUUUUUUGCUUAUAUAUACAUUUUUCCUGGUUCAUUGGGUAUGAAGAAUUACCGCAAAAAUAGAUUCACGCAAGCGUAAAAGGUUUUUGCAGACCACAAUGAAGGAGAUGGUCGGUGGAUGUUGUGUUUGUUCCGAUGAGCGUGGAUGGCCCGAAAAUCCACUAGUGUAUUGUGAUGGACAAAAUUGUACGGUAGCCGUACAUCAGGCAUGCUACGGCAUUGUCACCGUGCCCACUGGGCCAUGGUUUUGUCGAAAAUGCGAAAGUCAAGAGCGUACGACGCGUGUACGCUGCGAACUGUGUCCCUCGCGCGAUGGCGCUUUGAAAAAGACCGACAAUCAAGGAUGGGCGCAUGUGGUCUGCGCACUUUACAUACCCGAGGUACGUUUUGGCAAUGUUACAACAAUGGAGCCCAUUAUAUUGCAGUUAAUACCCCAGGAGCGGUAUGGGAAAAACUGUUACAUAUGCCAGGAAUCCGGCAAAGGUCAUCGCGCCACUGUGGGCGCGUGCAUGCAGUGCAAUAAAUCGAAUUGUAAACAACAAUUCCAUGUGACAUGUGCCCAAAGUUUGGGUUUGUUAUGCGAGGAAGCCGGCAAUUAUUUGGAUAAUGUUAAAUACUGUGGCUAUUGCCAGCAUCAUUAUAGCAAAUUAAAGAAGGGAGGCAAUGUGAAAACCAUACCGCCCUAUAAACCCAUUAGUCAUGAUACUUCAUCUGAUUCGGGCUCGUCGCCGGAAAAGGAGAUAGACUCGACCAUGAGUGCCACAGCCUCUUCGACUUCGGCGACCAGCAUUAAGAUAACCACCACCAACCUAACGUCUUCAUCGUCAUCCUCAUCAAAGCAGCGAAAAUCUUCAAAUGCCACCAAACAGUCAUCGUCUUCAUCAUCCACGGCGUCGGCUUCGUCAGCGGGUCCCACCAGCUCGGCCAAUCUGACAAGUUCAAUGCAUAACCUUAGUGGAGGUUUGGGUGGCAGCGGCUCGGCUAAUCUAAACACCAGCUCCUCUAAUGCCUCCUCUUCUUCUUCUUCAGGUUUUGUUGGUAGUAGUAGUUCUAUGGCAAUAGGUGCGGGCACCAAUUCCUCCAACAUCAAGUCUUCAUCUUCAUCUUCGGGGGGCACAUCGGGGUCGAGCAGCAGCAGUUACAAGGACAAAGAUGGCAAACAUAGUAAAAAUGUUAACAAGAUAUCAAGUUCUAGCAAAGACAAGGAAAAGGACAAGGAAAGUUAUUCCUCUUCUUUCUCUUCGCGAGAUUCUCGAGAGAAGUCAUCCAAGUCUUCGAAGAGCAAAGAGGCCUCAUCCAGUAGCAAUAACAGCUUAAAUUCCAAUAUUAAUACCACCAUAGCGACAGCUUCAUCUUCUUCGACUACAUCGAACACCUCGGCCAAUGUAUUCUCCUCGGAUCAUGCCAAUCAAGGUGGUGGAGGAGCGCAAAACCUUACCACCAACUCCUCUUCCUCCUCCUCUGCCUCCAAUGCAAACAACAUGACAACAUUUGGCAAUGUUUCAUCAGCAACAUCUUCGGGCAUGCAUGGCAGUCUGGGUUCUUCGUCUGCCCUUUCUAAGGAAAAUUCAAAAAAUCCCUUUUCUUCGGCCGCCACUUCGUCGACGUCAUCAUCAUCGGCGGCAGUGAGCACAAGCCAAUCCUCUGCUAAUUUUCUCUCCGAACAUCAUUCAGAUGCUACCAACUUAACACCCAUACCCAUGGAUAUUAUACCUCCCAAUAACAGCAGUGGGGGCAGUGGCAAUAAUUUAAAUAUGCCCACAAAUCUAAGUUCAUCCUCCUCCUUUAACAAACAUUCGAAUAACUCAAUGCCCAGCAUAAGCGGCAAUGGUUCAAAUCCUAAUAUGCAUGGCAGCUCAUCAUCACAGCCCUCAUUCACUUCCUCAAAGAAACGCAAAAGUGAUUCAAGUAAAUCAAGUAAUUUUGGCACCGACGAUGUGAAUAGUUCUUUCCGUGAUAUUAUUAAAGAUGUUACUGUCACUCUAACACCCCUGACAGAUUUCGAAAGGGAAAUUGAGAAGAGCUCCAAGAAGCAAAAAACCGAAUUAAGUCCUCCCACUCAUCAAUCAAUUCCCAGUGUUGAAACUAGCCACAAUAGUCGAAAUGUUGAUAGCUCGUUAUCUGCAUCAAAUAAUAGCCAAACGCCAGCGGGAGGGGGACACCACAAAUCCAGCGGAGGAGCAGCAACAGGCUCAGGAGGAAAUGAAGCCAAAGCCUCUAGUAAUAUUACAAUAGGUUCAUCUGGCAACAGCACUUCAUUAUCACAUAAAAAUUCCAAUACAGCAUCAACAGCGGCCAAGGAGCGUGAAGAGCGCUAUGCUGCAGCACAAGCUGCUUUAGCGGCGGCAAAUGGAGGUAGCAGUGUGACAACAACAACAACGGCGCCACCACCCGCUUCAACGGCGGGUAAUGCACCUAGUUUGUAUGUAUCCGUGCCAUUGUCCAAUGCAAAUGUACCUGGAAUUAAUAUACCCACAACAACGGCAACCCCAGCUGCGCUAACAACAACAACGGGAAGUCAAGAUCAUCCAUCUGCACAAAUUACACGUUCAACUAGUCAACAGCAAUUGGCUGCAGCUUCGGCGGCAUCUUCUACUACCCCAUCACCCUUAGAUCGACAAUCACCGUUUAAUGCCUCGGCCACAUCAACAACAUCCUCGAUACCUUCACCAGCCAAUCAACAUCAACUAACUGGUAGUGGUGUAAUUUACCAACAAAGUGGCAAAUCCCCUAACCCUCAAUCCUCAACACCUUCCUCCUCCACAACAUCGGCGGGCAUAAAUCUCUCAGCCUCUACCACAGAUGCGGGAAAUUUGAAGAUCGGCUACGAAAAACAAUCUUCUCGUGUUAGCCAAAUACAAGAACAAGAAUCGGCGCCCAUAAGACGAAGCAGAUCGCGCUCAGGUGAAAGUAGUAUGUUGCAAGCUCAACAGCAGCAGCAGCAGCACCAUCAUCACCAGCAGCAACAACAGCAACAGCAGCAUAAUGCUUCGCAAAAACCAACCUCUCGUUCGGGUAAAAAACGGGCUGCUUCCGCUAAAUCGGGUUUUGCCAGUUCGAAUAGCACAAACAACAGCAACAAUCUGAACAACGAUAGUGGAAAUCCAACCCAAGAGAAACUUUCGAAACUCUCCUCAUCGUCAUCUUCGCCGGGUGGAAAUAGCUUUGCAAACAACAACUCGAUCACAAAUAGCACUACAAGCACUACCAAUUCGCCUGUGCCACAAAAUUAUCGUAGCGAUUUAACAACACCGACACCACCACCUACAGCACCCUCACCACUAUCAUUGCCACCGCCUAGUAGCACACCGACACCAUCUACACGUACGCCAACGCCUACAUCAACACCCUCGGCAACUCCAUCGCCCUCACCCAUUGUUAUGAUACAGGGGAGCUCUUCCGAUCAUAACAAUCAAUCUCCUAAUAACAGUAGUGGUGGUGGAGGCAAUGGUGGUUCGGGACGAUCUACCACCCCGUUGUCCACCAGAUCAUCACCACUGCCGCCCACCGCCACCGCCACAAAUACCAAUACAAAUAAUGGCAGCAACAACAAUCUAGGUGGCAAUAAUACGUCAAAUCUUAUGGCAACCAAUCUUUCGAAAAACGAUAAUAGCAAUAAUCACAAUAGUAAAAAUAGCCAAAAUAACAACAACAACCACCAUAAUGAUCAGAAUCAUAACCCCUCUAAGAGCCACAGUAGUAGUAAUUCUUCUAAUCCAUCUACGGCCUCGAGUAGUAGUCUUAUAAGUAGCAGUAAUAGUAGUAGCAACAGUACUAACAGUAGUUUAGCAGAUGUGGCUGCAGCAUCAAACAACAGUAGUGGCAGCGGAAGUGGCGUUGGGGGCGUACCAACCACCACAAAGCCUUUGAAUAAAAAGAUGCUAAGAGCUCAACAGGCCCAUAUCCAACAGCAGCAGCAGCAACAACAACAGCAUCAGCAACAAGUUUCUGCUGGUCUAGCAGCAACAUCGUCACAUAAAGGGGGCCAGCAACAUGUUUCGCCUGAGCGUAACACAAAAAUGACUAGCCACAAAACUGUUGACUCCUCCUCGUCCAAUUCGGCGGCUACUUCUUCAUCGACGGCUUCGUCUUCUAGUUCUUCUAGUUCUAAUAAUAACAAUAAUACAGCUUUUACAAAUGUUUCGAAUUCUUCUACUACCAAUGCUCCUUCUCUUUCUACUACUACUACUUCCCUAAACACUACCACAACCUCCAAUCACUCCUCCUCUACUAGUUCUUCUUCAACUACAUCCAAUCUAAGCAAUGCCACUGCUACCAAUACUAAUAAUAAUAAGGCUUCUUCUUCAAAUAAAUUAAAUCACCAGCAACAACAGCAACAAGCUCAGCAGCAGCAGCAACAUCAACAACAUGUUGCUGGUGCUGGCAACAAAACCAAAAACAAUGAUAAUGAUGUUAUUGAAAUUUUGCCAUUAACCACAAAUUCUUCUUCAAAUUCUCUUUUAUCUUCUUCUACCACCAACAACACUACCACCACCACCACCCAAUCUUCCCCAAACACUAACAACAACAACAAUAAUAUUAAUAAUUCGUCAACAUUCAACAACUCUGCUACUACUUCGUCAAUAUCCAAUACGAACAACCACAACCACAAUAACAACAACAAACAAAAUACCACAACGAAAAUGAAAUCAACAACAAAUAUCGUCCACAACAACAACAACACAUUAUCUACUACUUGCAAUCCUGGCACCAAUACCGUAAAUACCAUAACCCAUGCGUCUACAACGUCAUCGUCCUCGGCCAUUUCUUCAUCCAGAACUCCAGACAGUGGUGUCUUCUCCUCAUCCUCCUUUAAUGUCAGUAACGCCAGCUCGUGUUCAUCCUCCUCGAUGGGUGGUCUAAAAUUCACAUAUGAAGCUCAACCCGGAGGUAGUCUAUUGCCACCCUCAAUAGACACGAACUGUAUGCCCAUUACAACUGUAAAAGAUUCCCCACCAAGUUCACCGGGGUCAGAAGCGGGCACAACGCGUAAACGUGGCCGACGUGCCAAGGACACCACCAAUGCGGGUGCAAGCAGCACAGCCUCCAACAUACCCAACGAUCUCAAAGACAUAAAAGUAUUUCAAAAUGGUUUACUACCUCCACAAGCUACCCAGCAGCCUACUACCUCAGCGGCUGCUGCAGCCGCAGCAGUGAAUCUAGCCGCAUCAUCGACGGCCACCAAUGCAUCGUCUUCGUCGAUAACGAUAACUUCAGCUGCUCAUAUGUUAGGCAAUCAAUUAAAUCCCCACAGCUGUGUAGCCCAAAAACUCUCCGAACAGCUGAGUAUGGAGAUACAGGAUCAUAAUGCAUAUACCGGUCCGGAAGCUGUAAUGCCACAAUUUGUGGGUGUUCCAUUUCCUGGAAAAUUGCGCAAUACCUCAACACCUGCUGCACCAACGCCUGCCGCACCUGCUGCGGGACCAAGCCCUUUGGCUUCGAUGUUUGGCAGUGGAGCAAACGGCAGUUUGGCCAUACCUCAAAGUUUAGAACAGUUACUGGAGAGACAAUGGGAACAAGGAUCACAAUUUUUAAUGGAACAAGCACAGCAUUUCGACAUUGCAUCAUUGCUGUCAUGCUUACAUCAGUUGCAAACGGAAAAUGUUCGUUUGGAAGAACAUGUCUCAAGUUUGAUAGCCCGCCGAGAUCAUCUGUUGGCAGUUAAUGCACGUCUAGCUAUACCCUUGAAUGCAGCCGCCAAUACAACACAGAGUCAAGCUGGUGCUGUGGGACAACAAGCAGGCAGUGCUGCAACAUCGAAUGCAUCAUCCACAUCAUUGCCAACAUCUUCGUCGGGUACAGCAACAGCCACAACAACAAUGGCAACAGUCACACCCACCACCACAUCAUUGGCGACAGCAGCUUCAUUGGCGACGGCAGCAACAACUUCAAUAUCUGGAACAACAUCAUCAAGUACAUCAAGACAACCCAUGCCACAGGCAACAAGAGUGGCUGGCGGCGGUGGUGAUCUUUCCAAUGACAGAGAUAGAAUACGAAGUAGCGGUGUUGGCAGCAAUGCCUCCAGUAAUAGUUCAAGUAAUAUCUUGGAAAAUGGUCUAGAUUUUAGACAAUCAUCAUCAUCAUCAGCAUCAUCGGGAGGAAAUUCUAUGCCUAUUAAUGCUAACCCCAUUAUACCAGCAGCAACACAUGCAACAGGAAUGGGUAGACACCCUGCUUCGGCAGCAGCAUCGGUGGGAGCUGCUACAUCGGCUCAGGCUCAUAGUAAUAGUUCAAAUAAUGUCAGCGGCGGUAGCAUGAGUGCUGCAUCCUCAUCAAUGUUGACGCAACAGCAGCAGCAGCAGCAGACAACAUCAGCGGCGGCGGCAUCAUAUUACCAGCAGCACCAGCAUACUUCACAGCAAUCACAACAUCAUCAUAUGCAACAGCAUCAUACGCACUUAUCGUCUCAUAGCUCCACGUCGUCUUCCACGGCGCCGUCGACUUCAUCAUCUUCGGCGGGCUCAUCAUCCUCUUCAGGCCAACAACAGCAGCAGCAUCAUCAGCAACAGCACCACCCAUCAUCACAUGCCAUGAGCACCACAUCACGUAUUGGAGGUAAUGUAACCACUACUAGUACUUUUAAUUCAACCAACAACACCACGGGCAACAAUAAUCGUAUAAUGGGAGGAGGAUAUCACCAGCAUGCCCAGCAUCAUCACCACCACCACCACCAACACCACCUUACACAUACCACUACCACCUGUUCUACUUCUUCUUCUUCCUCCUCCUCCUUAAGCUCGACACCGUCGUCGUCGUCGUCAUCAUCAUCAACUUCGUCUUCGGCCAUUAUUGUAAUGAAUGAUGCUGGUGUUACCAACAAACAUGCUGCUGGUUUUAAUAGUGGUGGUGCCCUAACAAGUUGUAGUAGUAGUAGUGGUCUAAAUCAUAGUUUAUCCAAAUCUUCUCAUAAGAUUAACACUCCAAGUAAUAAUAAUAAUAACAAUGGUGGCAUUGGUGCUAGUUUCAUUACCUCCACCACUUCGGCCACCGCCGUCGCAAAUUAUCCUGGGCCCUAUAAGCCUCAUCUACAGUCACUAAGGCGAGACGAUAACAUACCAAAGGCCAGCUGAAAUUUGUGCUCACAUGAAAAACCAUCCAAAUCCCCUAAGAAGGCAAAUUC